Molecule: messenger RNA, 904 nt
Organism: Tetranychus urticae (two-spotted spider mite)
Lineage: Eukaryota; Metazoa; Arthropoda; Arachnida; Trombidiformes; Tetranychidae
Source: RefSeq, a predicted model, not a curated record
UUCAAACCUUUCACUGUUUCAUGUUCCUAGACACAUAUUGAUACUAGUUGGGAUGGCACAACAUAAUAACAAUUCUGAUAAAAUUACUUUCAAAGUGAAGCAUUUGAAUGAAUAUCAUGACAUAGUCAUUGAUUGUUCUAAGGAUAGAUGUCGAUAUCCAAACAUGUACCAACAAGUAUUUGAACAGCUUGAGUCGAUAACUGGAGUACCAACUAGAUACACAAGUAGUGUUUAUAUACCAUGGCCCGACGAAGUUAACUUGCCCCGUACCUUUUCAGUUGGCUUCUUCAACCACAAAGCGUACACUCCUGAUUUGUUACCGAAUUUCCCCAACUAUUCACGCGAUGAUUAUCGGGAAGAUGAUACCCGACCGCGAAAAAUUCGUGAUGGCGAGCGUUAUCACCUCCAAUAUUAUGCUGAGUAUGCUUAUAGAGUUUCCAAACGUAUAAGUUUGGGGUAUUUUUUAGUAGCUGAAAGAUACGUUACUGAAGGAGCCUGCAGUCAAGAUUUCUGUCAACAUCAAUGCACUGAAAGUCACUUUAAAAGGUUGAAAGAUCUCGUUAGUAAUGAUGAAUUGAAUGAGAAAAUUACUCAGCUUGUCGAGCCAUUAAUGAAUGAACGUCGUCAAUUAAUACGUGAGAGGUAUUCAGAAGCGGUCAAGAUUUUCAGUGAGUUCAAUAUUAAACAAUAUUUAAGGAUAAAUUGUGUCGAACAGCGCAGGCCAAGAACGUUAUGGAUUGACCAACAACACCGAGAUCUUUAUCUAAGAACCCGAGGUUAAAUAUCUGUAUUCAACGAAUCGACUUAAUGUAAUUUUUCUUAGCAAACUCUUUCUCUUUCAUUUGUAUAAUGAAUCUGCAAGUUUUCAUUCUGUCUCCUUUAAUAAAUAGUUCAUCAUAAUUUG